Molecule: messenger RNA, 1449 nt
Organism: Cyprinus carpio (common carp)
Lineage: Eukaryota; Metazoa; Chordata; Actinopteri; Cypriniformes; Cyprinidae
Product: egl nine homolog 1-like
Exons: 3
Coding region: 271-1071 (266 amino acids)
Biological process (GO): peptidyl-proline hydroxylation to 4-hydroxy-L-proline; cellular response to hypoxia
Cellular component (GO): cytoplasm; nucleus
Molecular function (GO): L-ascorbic acid binding; ferrous iron binding; peptidyl-proline 4-dioxygenase activity
Source: RefSeq, a predicted model, not a curated record
GUUUGGCUCGUACUAGCGACGAGCAGAAAGCAGACCGACACACAACCACGCGCAAGGAGGAGCGCGCAGGCAGCGGGAUGGAGCUCGCGCGGCACGAUCCCAAACCCAGCCGUCCGUUUAACGGAGAAAGCGCAGAUAUUGCCGCGUGAUGAAACGGACGCCGCCGUUCCUUUGCGGUAGUUGAGGCUGACGCGUUACGCGUGGACGUUAUCAGCGGUAACGCGCGUCGAAGGACUGGAUUUAAAGGGCCAGCAGCAAGCAAACGCGAACAUGGACCAAUGCGCCACGGUUCUGGACCCGGACCAGGAUAAACAGUUUUGCGAGCUGUGUGGAAAGAUGGAAAACCUUUUAAAGUGCGGUCGAUGCCGGAUCUCUUUCUACUGCAGCAAGGAGCAUCAGAAACAGCACUGGAAAGAACACAAACUCACCUGCAUAGAGGCGGACAAGACCAAGAGUGUGCCACAAACUCCACAUCACCUGGAGAAACCCGCUGAUCCAGACAGAAAAGAUCUGAUCACCAGAAGCUCAGAAGCUGACAGCAGUGCCACCAAACCCCAAACUCACAAACUGGCCACUGACUACAUAGUCCCAUGCAUGAACAAACAUGGCAUUUGUGUAGUGGACAACUUUCUGGGUGAAGACAUGGGGCUGUCCAUACUGGAGAACGUGAAAGCUCUCCAGCAGACUGGUAAAUUCACCGAAGGACAGCUGGUGAGUCAGAAAGGUGACUCUACUAAGGACAUCAGGGGGGAUAUAAUCACUUGGAUAGAGGGGAAGGAGCCUGGAUGCGAGAAGAUCCGCUUCUUGAUGAGUCGCAUGGAUGACCUGGUCAGGAAUUGCAAUGGAAAACUGGGAAACUACUCAAUAAAUGGAAGAACAAAAGCGAUGGUGGCAUGUUAUCCGGGUAAAGGCUCUGGUUAUGUGCGCCAUGUGGACAACCCGAAUGGAGAUGGGAGAUGUGUCACAUGCAUAUAUUACCUUAAUAAGAAUUGGGAUGCCAAGAGAAAACCAGGAGGAGAGAUCCUAAAACAAGCUCACCGAGUCACGGAAAUGAGGCACGAGACUCAUUAGAAGAGAAAACGAUGGUGCUGCUAGCACACUAACCAUGCAAUUAAUUUUGUAUACUUUGUAAAGAUUGCAUAAAUGUCCUAUCAUAAUGUCCUUUUUUUUUGAAUGCUGUGUUUGUUGUCUUGUUCAUUGUCUUCAUUCCAGUUCUGUUUCAUAUAGAAUAUCCACCAUAUUUACUUUAGUUGCUUGGUUACACAGAUUAGAUGAGGUGAAAAAACACAGGACAUGAGACUCUUACCUGCUGCCAUGAUCCUGUUUUCUUUUCUUCUUUUUCUAGACUAGAUUUUCAGAAAGCACAAAUGAUUUAAGAUGAGUUAUACAAAAAAGUUUAAUAUUUAAAGUCAGUUGCCCCUACAGCCCCAAAUAUUAUGCAUCUUGAAU